AUGGAUAACCCAUCCACUUCUAAGUAUAAUUCGCUUCAGGAGGAUUCUCAAGAACAGUCCUUGCCUUCUCUGAAUUCUUUGAACAAAGGAUUGAAUAAGGAACAACAAGAGCUGCAUGCUCAAAGCAGUGAUGCUGGCACAUUUCUUGGUUCAGCUAUAACCCCUUCUGGAGAAUUCAAGCCAGAAGACCCAAAGGAGACGAUCAAGAGAAUGUAUGAGUUUGCACUAAAAAAUGCUGACGAUCCAAACUGAGCAGGACUAUUUGCAAAUUUAGUAAAAUCAAUUCCUCAAAAUAUGUCCUCAAAGAGUCAAAUAAACACUGCUAACUACUCAAGUGAAGGACAGUGUAAAAUAGCCAUCCAGAAGGAUAAUCGACCAUCUAGCCCUAAAUGAGACUCCUCUUUCAAUACUGCCAGAGAGUCAGCCCAGUUGUUGGAAAGUAAGCAAGAGAUGCUUCUUGAUGAGAGCCAGCAAAUAAGGCACAAUUUGAAGACUAAAAAUUCCUUCCAUAACUUACCUGACUUUUUGAAAGAUAAGACUAAAUCUCAACUUGCACAAAGAAGAAGCAUUGACCUACAUUGAAAUGGUCAGAAUUUUAGCCAAACUUAUUCUCAAAGAGGUCUGGUUAAAGAAAUUUCUGUAGAAAACUCACUUCAAACAAAGCCUUUUCUGGAAAUUCAAAAGCUAGCUUGCUCAGUCCCCCCUCAGGUACAAGGAAUACCCUCAAUUCCAAUGCACCCCACACCUACAGCACUCUCUUACGCCAACCCAUCUCCUUCUAAAUCCCCAAUAAACCCCACUGGAGUAAAAGAGUACUCUUCUUUACUCUCAAUUUUCCCUCAGAGGCCUCCAAAGGCCCCUCUCCCGGCUACUGCCCAAGAAGAAGAGACCAAGCACAAGCGUGCAUGUACAUUUCCUGACUCUUUCGGAUCUUCAGAAAAUGAAAAUAAAAACACAGAUUUUGGAUUUACCGCUAAAUCUGAAAAUCAAGAUUUUUGUGAUGAUUUUUGAGGGAGAAUAGGAAGCGAGAAAGAGAGAUUUAGAGAAGGUGAUGGCGCUGAAAGGGAAGGAAUGGAGUGCAGAGGCUUGGAAGAGACUAAUAGACUCAUUAGAGAGGUACUUAGGUUGGUAGAAGGUACCCAGAAGAGGUGUGAGAGGAGUGAUGUAGGUGUUCAAGUUGACUUGUGUCGAGUAAAAUGAGGUGUUCCUAGUGAAGAUCCUGAGAUAUUAAGUAAAGAUAAGCCAUCUAAACUCAAAGUUGGGAAGAAUAAUACAAAAUUUUUAGUAACUCCUCCUAUUAAAAAUAAUGGAAAAGCUUGAUCACUCAUGAAAUAAUGGAGUCGGCUUGGAAAGGAAUCUAUAAAUCAAGAAAUGAUUAAUUCUUUACUAUUGCUCUUUUUUAUUAAAAUUCUAAAUGGUGUAACCUCACUCCAAUGUUUAUUCGUAAUCAGUGAUACUUCCAGAGCUUCGGCCGAGCCCAUCUUGGAUGGGAUGCUGACAAAGAGAAAUCCAAAUUUAGCAUCUCCAAUUGAUAGAUUGUUUGAGGAUAUUUUGAUCCUGAAUCAUUUAUCUGAAAAUCUGUUGAUUUAGUGACUUAUUUGAAGAUGAGCUUGACAACAAGUCAAUGGAUGACUCUUGUCAGUAUAUAAUGACUUUAUUUGAGAAGCUUGAGACGAACACAACAAUGAAGAUUGCAUGUUCUCGGGCACAGGUUAUACAGAUGCAGAUGGUGUCAUUAAGACUUAUGAAAAGCCUCAUCCUUCAAUAGUUUAUAAGUUAUUUAUUGGCAUCUUUGAGCUAGCUAAGACAUGCUAGACAUAAGUCAAGUCGAUUAACAUUUAUGAAGACUUCAAGAACAUCCUUGUCAAGUUAUCAUUUUAAUCCAAGAUCUUGGGAGUCUUUGCUUUUAUCAAUUGCUUGAUUUCUCAAUCACUUUGAUAGAAUAGUGUAUAAAGGCAUAAUUUCAUCUCAGAUGCACUGAGAAACUCUGUGUAGCUCAUGCAAUAUUUACCAAAAUUAUGUAAAUAUUCAAACACACAAAUAUGCAAAGAAAUUUCUGAAUCCUUGAAGAUAUUUCUUUAUCUCCCAGAAUCCACCUCAAUAAAAUUUUAGCUAGAACUUUGAAGAAUAUUGCAUCCAGAAGGCAAAUGUUAAAUUUCUGAAAUAUCUUACUCUAAUGCUGCAGAAAUUUGACUCUUUCGAUAAAACCAAGAUCACUAAGAAGACGGGUUUUAACAGUGGCUUAAAUACCAAGAACUCUUACAUAACUUGUGAUGCGAUCUCUACGAUCAUAAGUGACAUCACCAUAUUGACAACAGUCCUGAGGUAGACCACUCUCCAUGCUCCACUUAGCCAGAGGACAAAUGCAACCACUAAGACGAUACUUUCCACACCAUUUUGAUAAAUAUUAAGAGCGUAG
Molecule: messenger RNA, 2419 nt
Organism: Moneuplotes crassus
Lineage: Eukaryota; Ciliophora; Spirotrichea; Euplotida; Euplotidae
Source: the annotation of a GenBank genome assembly